AUGGUAAGGAGUCUACAAUUUACUGGCCAAUGUUUGAUGAUAAUUCGCUGUCUCUGAACUGUGAUUGUCUGCACGGCUGCAAUCAAUCCACGUGGUAUUUGAAACAGUACAAUGAUGUGGCGCAGGGAAGGAAGAUAUCUUCUGCUAACAGGAAAGAAAGGAAUCCAAUUAUCUCAUCGUCUUGGAAUCGAGUCAGGCUGCCACAUUUCAACGGGACGAGUUUCCCUUUGCAGAUUUCUCCUGUCAAGUUUGAAGAUGCGGGAAAUUACACGUGCACCAUGGACACAGCCAAAGUGACGACAGUUGAACUGAUAACCACCAAAGGUAAGUCCUGGAAUUUUAAUGCAGUGACAAAGAAAGAGUUCUGUAAGAGUUCCAUCAGCCUCUGUUGCAGACCCUGGAAAUUUAUUGGAAAAACCAAUAGGAAAUGUACGGCACCUAUUGUUUUCUUGGUUGAGAUGCCGCAAGAGGUUCAUGGGAUUCUAUGCAAUUCCAGCCGCAGACACCUUGCCAAACGCUGGGGUUCUGGAAUGUUGGACAAGUUUGCUCAUACAUUUGAACAAACAUGUUCCCAUAUUCCCUUCUGAUUUUAGAUCUCCCCUAUUCCUUUUACACUUUCCCCUUCAGAGUUAUCGAGUCAUAAAGGACAGAAGCAGGCCACUCAGGACAACUUAUCUUUGCCGACCAAGACACCCAUCUUUGCUAGUCCUAUUUGCCUGUGUUUGACCCAUAUCCCUCUAAACCUUUCCCAUCCAUGCACCUGUCAAGUCAAGAGAGUUUAUUGUCAUGUGUCCCAGAUAUAGGACAAUGAAAUUCUUGCGAAUUAAUGGAGAAAAGAGUCCAGGAGCACAGAAUCAAUAUCCAAUUAUAACAGGGAGAAGCAGGAGUGUUAGGCAGCUGCUUCAAACUAAUGGAUUUAGAUUCAGAGUUGAGUGUGAACCAAACCAUUUGUACUCAACAAAUAUACCACUGGAGUAUGAUUAGGAAGAUUACAGGUCAAUAGACAUUCAGCCAUCCACAUGUACAGUCAGAUGCUGAGAACUGAAAGUAGGUCCAGAAGAAAAUGUUGCCUUCUGUAAAGGGGAAACUCUCAGGCCUUAACAUGAAAUAAUUGCAGACUGUGAAAAUAAGGAAAGAAAACUGAAAAAGCUGGAAAUAGUCAGCAGUGUGGGAGCAUGUGGUGGAUAGAACAAAUAAAUAUUUCAAAUAAUUAGCUAUCCAGGUACAUGAACUAAGAUGGUCAUAUAACAUUUCUCAUCCCAAGGUAUCUUUAGGAUCCAUUAGGACUGCAUAAAGAACAAUUAUUCCGAGCUGAGCUGAAUUGCCCUGUGUAAUCAAAUGGCCAUGGGUUGAAUUCGUGCAUGGGGAUAGUUUGUUGAACACUACAGCCCCUCAAUGGGAGAGUUUCCAUUUGCUAAUGUACUGGCUUUGAACUGGUGGCACAAAGCUGUUCAAGCUUGUUCUGUAGAGAAUGGAUUCUGUAGAAUGGGUUCCAGGUUUGAAUAGUUAUGCAUUCCUUUUAUGAUAUUAGUUAAUGGCAAGGAAAAAUGUUGUGACCGAGUGAAAAAUAUUUGGGUUGAACUACCCUAACAUCAUCCAUCGCUGAAACAAAGGCUUUCUUUGAUUGUAGUGACAGUAUUUCCCUCUCACCCUCUGGCUGAAGGAGACGAUGUAAUCCUUACCUGCUCAGUUUCUCGGAUUAGAGAAACAACAAGGCUCAUUUGGAUGGAAAAUGAAGGGAAAAACAUUGCUCUAGAACAGACAUUUAACUCCACGAGAGAAGGAAACAACAGUAUAUCAUUGUUCAUUCCGAAGAUUGGGCAUCGCAACAGAUGGUGGACAUGCCUUGUGUUUAACCGGCAAAUGCCGAGAAGUUUUACCACAAUCCAGCUUGAAGUUACUGCAUCAGUUAAGAUAACUUAUUUGAGCCACAUAGUCAUACCCAUGGUCCUUGUGCUUCUUCUUUGCCUUGUUGGAGCAAUAAUUAUCUACCACAGCAGGAUCCAUAAACCAGUCAAUGAAGAUCAAAGGAAACCAGCAAGCAGUCGGACAAACCCAAACACUGAACGGUGCAGUGAAGAAAUUCAUUAUGCUGCUGUCAGAUUCAAAAAGAGACCAGUCAAUGAAAAUCCAAAGGAACCAGGAGAUAGUCAGACAGUCCCGAACUCAGAACUGUACAGUGAAGAAGAAAUUCAUUAUGCUGUGGUCAGUUUUCAAAAGAGACCAGGUAAUUUGCAAGUUAUAUUGUACAAGCAACAUGCCUACUUUUUAAUUAGCUGUACUAACCCUAAUCUCUAAUUACUUUGAAGGUAAUAACCAAAGUGAACAGUCCAACCAGCAACCUUCAGAUGCAGUAAGUAAAAUGAUAAAAGAUCUCAAUAAUGUUUCAGAUUAAGGAAAGAGAAUUUACUGCAAUAUCUAACACCUCAUUUUCAACUUUGCACAGGGUCAAUGGGCUUCAGGUGGAGAGGAAACGUCAGUACUAUAUGGCACAGUAAUUCAGUAGAACAUCCUAGUUUGGAAAAGCAAACCUGCAGAGGCUGGGAAUGUGACAUAAAAAACAGAAAAUGAUGGAAAUACUCAGCAGGCCAGGCAGCAUUGGUGGAGAAAUUUCCCAGUUUCGAUAUAAUAAUAAUAAUAAUAAUAACUUUAUUUGUUAAGCACCUUAAAAACAACCAAAGCUGACCAAAGUGCUGUACAGAAAAAAGAAAACAAGCAAGACAUCAUAAAACAGGCAGAACAACAGAACAUACAACUAACACGAGGAGCAUAAAUUACAUACAAAAAUCCAAACAAUAAAUUAAAAAAAAAUAAAAAAUGGAUGAUAUG
Messenger RNA from Leucoraja erinaceus (little skate), 2829 nucleotides. RefSeq names its product CMRF35-like molecule 8. The record is from RefSeq and is a predicted model, not a curated record. The transcript is spliced from 4 exons. NCBI's taxonomy places the organism in Eukaryota, Metazoa, Chordata, Chondrichthyes, Rajiformes, Rajidae. The coding region runs from base 1726 to 2298 and encodes 190 amino acids.